AGAGAGUGAGAGUGAGAACGAGAAAAGGAGGAAAGAGAAAGAAAGAGAGAGAGAGAGAGAGAGAAAGAACGAACGCGUGAAAGAGUGUAGGUGUUCUUUCGAGGAGAAGAGAGAGCGCGUGUGCUCGUCGUGACGACGUGCAGGAGGAGGGACUCGUGUCUGUCUAUCCGUCUGUCUGUCCGUCUGCUGGAAUGCACGAGGGCCGAAUGGCUACGGGUACGGGGGACAGCGGGGAAGAGCCCGCGACGGUCCUCGACAACAACAGCACCGGCAUCGCGACGACAGCCCCUCUCACGGAAUCGUCCACGUCGUCCUCCUCCUCUGCCACGGCUGUGCCGACGAUCCUGACGGAGAGUACCGCUACGAGCGCCGGUAACCUGCCCUUGACGGGAUCCCAACAACAGAGCCUGCAUCAGGUGCAUCCGCAGCAUCAACAGACGCAACAACAGCAACUGCGAUCGAGGGUCAACCUGAUCAGCGACGUGGCCGUCAAUGAUGUCGCAGAUUUUACGAUCGAGGAUUCGCGGGUGGACUCGAGUGGCUUCCGGCGAUGCGACUCACGAUGCGUCAAUCUGAGGGAAAUGAACGUUCGCAGAACGUGUAUUUCUGAGCAAGAUUCCGUUCUCUGACACGUAGUUACAGCGGGGCCGAUUGUAAAUAACAAAGAGAAAACAAGAGAAUACUUUCUUACACAUUUCGACCACAAGCUUUUAUUUUCCAUAUUGACAAGCCUGCGAACCGAGUAAAUCAUUGCUCAGUUUGGUCAGAAUCUAACGGAAGCUGCCUUUAAACCGCUGCCUGCGGACACAUGUGUGUACUCAAUGAACGGUUGGUUACAAUCUGCGGGUUAAUUUAUCUUUGUUUGUUACUUGGACCGUAUCUUCCGACACGACCACGCGCAAUAACUUAAACUCGACACUUAAACAAAGUCUCGAAUGCAACGAAUUGCCGUUACUACUGCCGACUGCGUUUUAGCCACAAAGGCAUUUUAAGGGUCAGUUUUACCAAGCUGUCCCUCCUGACGACGCAGAUGGUAAUUAUUUCACACAGUCCCUUUGUUCUUCUUCCUACUUUCAUUCCUCUUUCCCCGAUUUUCAUGCUAUCGAUAAAUAACUUCCAAUUCCCCGAGAGGGGAUUCCGACCCUUCCCGAGAACGGUCGGGAACGAAUGAAAUUCAGUCCGAGCGCUCCAACACGUGCGCCAGAUGUACGGUAAUAAAGUAUAGAAAACACGGAGAGAACGUCAGAUAUGCGUGCGCUUGUCUCUGAAGCCGUCGUGUGUGCACAUCACCGAGGAAGAAUAGAAUAUCGUCGCGGCGUUCGCGUGUUCUCGCGACGACGGUAUGAGAAACUCUCUCGAGUUCCAGAACGAUCCCCUCCCACCCCCGCGCGCACUUACGUUUCUCUUUCUUGCGCUCUUCUCCUCUCUCGCUAAUCGCGCAUGCAUAAUAACGUAAUCACGCGCCCGCGGUAUCCCUCGGUGUGCACGACGCCUGUCGAUGCGUCGCGGUGCGGCAUAGACACACCACCACCACCGAUCGCGCAUGGUCUCGCGGGUACCCUAUGUGGGUAAAUGUGUCAAGGACGUGCGAACUGGCCUGCAAAACGGCGAUCCGUGUUUUGUGGAUGAAACAUUCCCUCCCUCCUUCUCUCUCUCUCUCUCGCGUCGCUCUUACCCGACAAAGAGAGAACGGCAAUUUUUGCGAAAUCUUCGUUGCAGAGUACGGAUCGAUCGACCUGGGAAAUAUAGGUCAGGCGUCAGGGGAAUCGAGCUUUUUCGGCAAACGAUUCACCGAUCCCUUAUCGCGCCGGUAUCGUAUCUAAGUGCAAGUUCGGAUCCGUGUUUCAGCCUAAAGCUUUGCGGAUUCCUCUCGGUGUCUCAUUAUCGUCGCUUGAUUCGCCGAGGAGACACCCGGAUUUCUAUUUCGGACGGCACGCAAGUAAGUGAGACGCGAACCGAUCGAAUCGUGCGAAAGUCGUCGCUAAAUAUUGCGACGCUCGCGGAAUAGUCCAUCGUCACGGCACGGCGAGAGGAAAAGAAGCUUUGUCACCUUGUUAUUUAUAACUUUUCUCUCGGGCACUCGCGGAUAUUGCGGAUCGGGGAGCCGCGCGCGAGCCGACCGGAUUUUCGUUAAACCGGACAAAGAAGACCCUUGUGACGCGGCGCAGAAAUAUGCAUUACGGGUGAUACAGCGCGUAACACAGGCACAAUCGGUUAGAUUUUACUUUUAGUUUCGAAAAUGGGAUUGCGAGGUGGGGGUGGGCCUUGGCACACUUCACACACCGAGACACACUGUGCGCUGCGCGAGAGAGCGAGCGAGCGAGAGUGAGAGCGAGAAUGACAGUGAGAGAGAGACGCGCACAUAGUAAUACGCUCAUAUUCCUUGCGACGAAUAUUACAAGCUAUGAUUCCGAACCAGCACAGCCAAGGAAUAAUCGCAUCGCGACGCACGGCGUCCGUUGAAACGAGCGCUGUUAUCGUAAUCGUUCUCUCUCUCUCUCUCUCUCUCUCUGUUCUUUCGCGCUAAUAACGCGUACAACCUUGUAAUCGGCUCAACCCGCGUCCCGCCUCGUCGUAUAAUCCUCUCUCCUCUUCCCAUCUUUUAUUUUAUGCACGCUCGGGGAAUAAAACGAAUCGAGAUCGAUCUCGCAAGCGUGUGGCAACGUGUGUCGGGGAGCGGUGUUAGGAAGCGGGCGAGCUUCGAAUUUUCCCGCACUCCGUUCUCCGGGGGUGUUUUUUCCCCUCCCCACCAAAUUGCACGGAAUUACAACCGCUGUCUGAGGGUCGACACGCCGCCGACGGCUCGCGCAUCCGUCCGCCCGCGAAGCAUUUAAAGGAUCACCGCGAUGCUAAUUGACCCAGAAAUAGCGUAAUACCGAUAAUGGUCGCAUAAUUUCAGCGUAUACGGGUAAAGGACUCUCCGCGCGCUCUCCGCAGCCUUGUGUAUGUCGUGUCGUCGUUAUCGUCAGCGCCGCCGUCGUCGUGGAACGAGUUUGCGUUUCGAAUCGCGGAAUAAAAACGGAGGCACAAAGAGAGAACGAGACUUGGUUGGAAGACGGUGGGAGAAAGGGGAAAAAAGGGAAGUAGCGCGCGUCGCCGUCAGCCGUAUUUUCGACGGGGCGAUUCACGACGACGAUGAUCUAACCCAUCGUGUCGUCCGUCUACGAUUAUUCUUCCCCGUGCUGAUAAUCGUCCGCGAAAACGCGCGUCGCGAUCGGACGCGCAUUCGCAAGUCGGUGGUGCCGAGCCUCCUCUCCGCCGACACGCCCGAGUCGGCCGUGUCGGCGGCGCGCUAAACGAUAUUAUCAUUAAUUGGAGCGUAUAAUUGGACCGUGUUACGUAACGCAGCGAUAAUGCCGAACGCGACUACUUUUUCCUCCUUUUUCGCAAAGCGCGAUAAAACUUAUUUCGGAACUCGAGUUUCCUUUUUUUUUUUUUCUUUCCUUCCUCUUCUCUUAUAUUAACUCCGACUCCGUAAUGCGUAUUCCGCGCGUUGCGCAACCGCGUCUCGCAAUCGUCCCGAAAACGCUCGACGACGACGCCCGACGAAAGUAAGCGAGCCGCGACGACGAUCCUCGUGGAAUUUUCACCGCCGGCUUCUAGAUGUCUCGUCGAAUACAUUCCGUAUUAUCUCGCUGCGAUAAAACAUCACCCGCGUCUCCAUCGACGACGGAUGAUGAUGAGGCGCGCGCGCGCGCUGAUACGCGACUGCCAAAUGCGGCGGUGCGCCCGUCGACUUUACACUUUAAAAGUUUCUGGGUCGAGGCUUUCACUUUCUUUCAUUCGUUCCUUCUUCCGUUCUUUCGAGGCGUUCCGUGCGCCGCUUCUCGCACGGCUUCUCGCUCCGCGCCGCCAUCGAGACCCUUUUCGCUUUCGUUUGACCCUUUUUCCAGCGGCGGUUUCGCCACCGAACCAGCCGCGACAAUUCUUAUUCCACCUGCGUCCUGCGCCGGUACACGCACCACCAACACGGACUCUUCCGCCGUAGACGCUAUCCGGUAGAAAUAAUGCUGAGCGGUACGUACACGCGUGUGUAUUCACUUCCGAUCCGAACAAAAGACACCGCUCCGCGCUGUGUUUAGAAGCGCGCGCGGUGCACAAUGAGAGACGGAAGUCGGAUCGAUCGUGUUUCUUUUUUUUUUUUUCCAGCGGGAUUCGCGCGAUCCUCGCCCCGAUUUUUCCAUCGACAUUUCCGGGCAUCACGUGCGGAGGAGAGAUAGAGAGAGCAGAUUUUCCGUCUCUCGGGGAUUCUCAACGCCGUCGGCGUUAUCCGCUCGUCGCCUUUCGCGGCACGCUUCGAUGAUUUUAGCGGAAGAGCGCGCGUGCGUUUCGCGAGCGCGCUCUUCUUCGUUUCUCUCCUCAUCGUUGAUUAAUAAAUUAACCCACGCGAUGCGACCCACGCCACUCUCAUCUUCGCUCGUGUAUACUGAUAUUUCCAUCGUGCAUCGAGCAUCGUGCCAUUUGCUAUCGAUCGCACUAUGCCGGGAUCUCCGCCAGGCUCCACCUUUCUAUCGCCGUCAAGGCUCACCAAUUAUGAACAAUCUUCAGACUGAGCGUUUUUUUUUUCUUUUUUUUUUUUUACAAAAGUUUGCCGAGACUUUUCACACGAGUAAACUCCUUGUCGCAUCCUCGCGGCGCCGAGAUGGCCGCGAUAAGGUUGCCCAACGCGCGGGCAUUUAGUUAGAAGGUGCGUUACGAAUUUCCGGCUGUUGCCCGCAAAAGCGGGGACCUCUCUCGUUAAAGUCCGUUUGUCCGACGGGCACUUCCGGUCGGGAAUCUCUUCCGAGAGCGAUUGUAAAAAUUCUGACUUGAGGCGUCGAGCGCGAACGCGCCGCUGUAACGCUCAAGCUCGCAAACCAGUGCACCCGAUGCGAUGACAACGAUGGUGACAUACGCUUGCGAUACUCGCUGCGACGGUGUAUUCAUCGACGCACGUGCGCGCGCGCGCGCUCGCUCGUGCGUGCGUGCAUGUGUGUACACGUGUGUUACGGCAGGAAUGCUCGGUCACUUAUACGGGAAAGAGUGUGAGACUACCGACUGAAUAAAUGAGUCGUUUGGAUGAG
Dinoponera quadriceps is the source of this 5063-nucleotide messenger RNA. RefSeq lists its product as uncharacterized. The record is from RefSeq and is a predicted model, not a curated record. The transcript has 2 exons. Lineage: Eukaryota; Metazoa; Arthropoda; Insecta; Hymenoptera; Formicidae. The coding region runs from base 192 to 629 and encodes 145 amino acids.